Molecule: messenger RNA, 1177 nt
Organism: Punica granatum (pomegranate)
Lineage: Eukaryota; Viridiplantae; Streptophyta; Magnoliopsida; Myrtales; Lythraceae
Source: RefSeq, a predicted model, not a curated record
AGUAACUCAAAAAAAAAAAGAAAAAAUAGAAAUUAAUUUUUUGGCCGGUUCGAUUACCACCACCGCCACCACCAUCACCACCGCGACAUCCUCCUUCAGCUUCAGAUCUGCUCUCUAUAAUCUUCGCCCCCACCUUCAACGAUCAGUCUCUCUUCAGGUGCGUCGGGUCAUGGAGGGAGCUGGAGGAGGAGGAGGCGGCGGCGGCGGUUUUGGGGACGGCGCCUCAUCGCCGCUGAACAAGUGGGCCCACGACCUGUGGAGGAUGUACCAGUUCUACCUCGACAAGUCCACUCCCCACGCGACCUACCGCUGGAUCGGAACCCUAGUCAUCGCGGCGAUGUACGUCCUCCGCGUCUGCUAUGUCCAGGGGUUCUACAUCAUCUCGUACGGCCUUGGAAUUUACUUGUUGAAUCUGCUGAUCGGGUUCCUGUCGCCGCUGGUGGAUCCGGAGAUCGAGGUCUCCGACGGGCCCCUGCUGCCAACUAAGGGAUCUGAUGAGUUCAAGCCGUUCAUUCGCCGGCUCCCGGAGUUCAAGUUCUGGCACUCGAUAACAAGGGCAUUUUGUAUAGCUUUCCUGAUGACCUUCUUCUCCAUCUUUGACGUUCCUGUGUUCUGGCCGAUAUUGCUUUUCUACUGGAUUGUCCUUUUUGUCCUCACAAUGAGGCGUCAGAUCUCGCACAUGAUCAAGUACAAAUACAUUCCCUUCAGUAUCGGGAAGCAGAAAUAUGGUGGCAAGAGGUCUUCUGCAAGUAGCAGUGGCCCUCGUGGGGAUUGAAGUCAGAUUUAUCGUUUAAGUCGGAUCAGAUAGGAGGAAUGGCGGUUACAAUGGAGAGACGAGUUGCCUUUAGGAAGGAAUUAUAUCAUAUUCAAUUUUUAAUUCCAGGGACAUGGAUUGAAGCUACUGCAGCUUUGAUUGAAAUGUUAUGUAGCUACCCAAAAAAAAAAAAAAAAGGUUCAGGUGUAUUUUGUACCAUGACCUUGCAGAGGAUUGCCCAAUGCUAUGCGGCAUUGAAACCUCGUCCUUACACAUAUUAUGCAGGUUUUCGAAGUUCCUUUUUGUUAACGGAGAGGGAUGGAUUUGCCUGCAAGCUAUUGAUGCCUCUGGAUUCUUUCAUUAUAUGUAGUCUUGGAAUGGAUCUGUUCCAAUAUGAAAUCAAAUGUUUAGUUGAUUGGUGAA